This is a messenger RNA of Eremomyces bilateralis CBS 781.70, 1047 nucleotides long. Its product is annotated as acyltransferase-domain-containing protein. Gene Ontology annotation, molecular function: acyltransferase activity. Gene Ontology annotation, cellular component: endomembrane system. The transcript has a single exon. The annotation marks the transcript as partial. NCBI's taxonomy places the organism in Eukaryota, Fungi, Ascomycota, Dothideomycetes, Eremomycetales, Eremomycetaceae. The record is from RefSeq and is a predicted model, not a curated record.
AUGCCGCCGAAACCAAAACCAAAACCUACCCCCUCAACACCAGAGGAUGCCGGCUUGAACUUCAAAAAACCAAAUGUUGAGCCUCAUCCAUCUGGACGGACUCCACAUGGACAAGCAGGACAGGUUGAGCGCGCCUUCACGGCGGCAUCAACCUUCUGCUCGGGGAUUCUCGCUAUCAGCGCUUCACAGUUUAUCGGUGCACCAUUUAAAUCAGUCGAUCCGGAGUUUUACAACUCCUACAUGGCGUUCACGAAGCAGUCGUUUGGUGUGCUUGCGACGACAAUGACCCAGUGGUGGAGUCCCACCGUGGUUCGGGUGAGCGGCGACAACAGUAUGCCUAGUCAACUCCUCCGAAGAGAUGAUGGGAGCUUGCAAUGCAAGUUUCCUGAGCGACUGGUGAUGAUGUCCAACCACCAGUUAUACACUGACUGGCUCUAUCUCUGGUGGAUAGCGUACACGAACAAGAUGCACGGCCACAUCUAUAUCAUCCUGAAAGAAUCGUUGAAGAACGUUCCUAUAAUCGGAUGGGGAAUGCAAUUUUACAAUUUCAUCUUCCUCUCACGGAAAUGGGCGGAUGAUAAAGACCGGUUCAAAGAGCAGCUCAUGCCUCUGAACAAGCCGGAAGUCCCGAUGUGGCUCGUGAUCUUCCCUGAGGGGACCAACCUCUCAGCCAUGACGAGGGAGCGCAGCAAGCAAUGGGCAAGUAAGAAUGGUAUUCAAGACAUGAAACACCAGCUCCUCCCGAGGAGCACCGGGUUGAGGUUCUGCGUUCAAAACUUGCGCAAGUCAACCGAAUGGCUAUAUGACUGCACAAUAGCCUACGAAGGCGUGCCCGAAGGCCAGUACGGCCAAGACAUAUACACCCUUCGCGGUUCAUUGUUGGAAGGACGACCGCCGAAGAGUGUGAACAUGUACUGGAGACGCUUUCGAAUCACCACCAUCCCUGUUGAUGAUUCGACGGCGUUCGAUAUCUGGUUACGGAACCGAUGGCGAGAGAAAGACUAUCUCCUUGAACAUUUCCAAAAGUUCAACCAGUUUCCAACUGAU